Messenger RNA from Galleria mellonella (greater wax moth), 653 nucleotides. RefSeq lists its product as uncharacterized. The coding region runs from base 104 to 634 and encodes 176 amino acids. The transcript has 3 exons. The record is from RefSeq and is a predicted model, not a curated record. Lineage: Eukaryota; Metazoa; Arthropoda; Insecta; Lepidoptera; Pyralidae.
AUUUUCAAUAAAACAAUAUUUUUGUUAUGAGCCGUACGUUUCUUUUUUCUAACAGAGUUGUGUAAUGAUGUAAAUAAUUGCGUGAUUAGUGUUGUGUACAAAUAUGCAACCGUGUAUAAAUCUAAUAACACUAAUUUUACUUUUCAUUGUAAAACAUACUUUAGUUGGAUUUAGUCAAAGUUUCUUAUAUGAGGCCAUGCACAAUUUUGGUUUAGGGAAAAGAUUACCAGACUAUCAGAGAAUUUUCAAUGAGGCCAAGUAUCCAAAACCGCUCCCAUCUACAAAAGCAACCCCAUACAUGCGCUCUCCCUUCGAGAAUAUCUACCAGGGGAGUAGGAGAAGAAAUGAUAGGAGAGUGUACAGAAGAAGUUUUGAUUAUGAAGCACAAUCGACAGGACACCAAGUGCUUUUUGAAGGCACCUUCGAUUGCAAAAUAUCUCACAUAGCAGCAGAAACAAAAGGAGGUAUACCAAUUCUAUUCCGUGGUGGUGCUGGGUAUAAUUAUUUCAAGGUGAUUGUCAAGGCACCGGCUGGACACCAACUAACUGGGACAGUCAGGGUUUACUGUCUGGACAGUACCGACGACUAUCGUAAGGAAAGUCUACGAUCUAGAUACAACAAUUAUACAAAGUAGAUUAUUUUUAUUACGUAUU